This is a messenger RNA of Brugia pahangi, 228 nucleotides long. NCBI's taxonomy places the organism in Eukaryota, Metazoa, Nematoda, Chromadorea, Rhabditida, Onchocercidae. The record is from the annotation of a GenBank genome assembly.
AUGGCUUCAGGACAAGUGUGUCAGCCUGACAUUCCUUUUGGACUUUUGGAUUAUCAUAAUAUAUUGCACACUUUGAGUUUGAGAGGUGUCAGAAAUAUGUUAAUGGCCAACUACAAAGUAAAAAGUGCCAUACCUAAAUGUGGCACAAAAUUAUCACUGUUGAGUGGUGCAUGUCGGAGGAAAACUGCCCUAAGUGGGAUUUGUGUGGAGCGGUUGGGCAGACAGUGA